Messenger RNA from Polypterus senegalus (gray bichir), 7012 nucleotides. It is a transcript of the gene pde10a, whose product is annotated as phosphodiesterase 10A. Gene Ontology annotation, molecular function: 3',5'-cGMP-stimulated cyclic-nucleotide phosphodiesterase activity; protein binding. The coding region runs from base 777 to 3662 and encodes 961 amino acids. NCBI's taxonomy places the organism in Eukaryota, Metazoa, Chordata, Cladistia, Polypteriformes, Polypteridae. Gene Ontology annotation, biological process: signal transduction; negative regulation of receptor guanylyl cyclase signaling pathway. The transcript has 22 exons. The record is from RefSeq and is a predicted model, not a curated record.
AAUCCAAGUCAAGAAAGGUUUGGCGAGGCGGCACGUCAUCUACCUCACGGUUAGUGAAUGCUUGUCUGCUUUACAGAUGAUCGGUGCUGAAUGUCCGUGCUGGCGUUUUCUUCAGUCAUUAAUACCAGCGUAGCGUAGCGUAGCGCGGCGCGGUAGGGGGGGUAUGGGUCUGCAGCUCUCCGCGAUCACUCAGCACCUUCCUUCACUGCACACACCGGCUCUCGCUGACGUCACAGAUGCAUCAGGCUGCGCCCGCAACUGCUGCCGCAGACUUGUUUCAUGGUGCAGUAGAGGUGCCUAUGCACUCUUGACGUACCAAUUUAAGAGGAAACGAGCGAACUGCAAACGACAGCGAACCCAAAAUCAUUUUCUACGUCUUAUUAUGUAGAUCUGGAUGUACUGACAUUUCCUUGGGGACAGUUUUAAGCUUCGGUAGGCGUUCCCUGUUCAGUGAACGUCUGCUUCGCUAUGGACUCAUCUUAAAAUUACAAAAUAAAAAAUUAAAAGAGUUGAAAUAAAAAGAAAAAAAAACUAAUUAACCCGGAGCACAGGAGACUUGUUAGUCUGUAAUUAACCCUUACGGUGCGCUUUGAGCAGUGCCGCUCCCGAGAGUGACAAGACAACAGAAGUGUUUUGCUACCGCUAAUGCAAACUCAUGGGAAUUUGGCCAUCCCUCCCAUUUUCCUUCUUGUUUGAUUCCUUCUUGUAAUUCCUCUUGAUGCGCCGAAAACGUCCUGCCUCGAUGGUAUAAAAGAGAGAGAGAGAGAAAAAGGAGGAUGUCCAGCCCCGAGAAAUUUGUCUCAUCACGCCCCCAAGCCCCCCUGGCUGCGGGAAAGCAACACAGAUGCAGGAACAGCAUCAACAUAUACAGCACUUUGUCAGUGGAAGGCGCCUGGGCAGGCAGCUCGCCUCUCCUAGCAGCAACACCCAGCGGCAACAGCCGCGGAAGAAGCUCCGUCAUCGCAAGAUCUAACGCUGCUUCUUGUUUCUCCCCGUCUCCCUCUCCCUUCAGCAACAAAGCCGGCGGAGUGCAAGUCGGGAGCGGCGAAACGGCAUUUGGCUCCAACCCCGCAAGUGCACGGCUCCUCUCGCCAGCACCGUCCCCCGCUCAUCCCAUUCAAGGAUUUGUGCUGCACGAGCCUUAUCGACUUUUCAACUCCUUUCAACCGUCGUCCUGGUCUAAUCAUUUCCUAAACAGUCGGAGUACCCUAAGCAGGAAUUCGCACAGGGGUUCCUUUUUUUCCCUGUAUUCUUCAACACCUUUCCAUUUCGAGUCAGACAUGGAAGAUGGACCCUCCACGAGCUGCUUCAGGAGGUUUACCGACUGCUUUCUGGGCACAAGUCUGACAGACGAAAAAGUAAAGGCCUACCUUUCCCUUCAUCCCCAGGUAUUAGAUGACUUUGUUUCUGAAAGUGUCAGUGCUGAAACAGUGGACAGAUGGCUUAAGAGAAAAAACAGCAUACAUGAAGAUGAUUCUGCCACUAAGGAAGUCAGCAGGCAGUACCAGGACCCAAACAUACAAGGUGUUGUUUAUGAAUUAAACAGCUACAUGGAGCAGAGGCUGGACACUGGAGGCGAUAACAAACUACUCCUCUAUGAGUUGUGUAACAUCAUUAAAACAGCUACUAAAGCUGAUAGUUUUGCACUUUACUCUCUGGGAGACUGCAACAACAGUUUAUGCUUGUUUACACCCACGGGGGCAAAAGAAGGGCUGCCUAAGCUUAUUCCUUCUGGUCCAAUAGCAUAUGGCACUACAAUUGCAGCAUAUGUAGCCAAGACCAGGAAAACACUGCUGGUGGAAGACAUACUGGGGGAUGAAAGGUUUCCCAAAGGCACUGGGCUGGACUCAGGGACUCGUAUCCAGUCAGUUCUUUGUUUACCGAUCCUCACUGCUAUUGGAGAUCUUAUUGGGAUUUUAGAGUUGCAUCGGAACUGGGGAAAAGAUCCCUUCAAUCUCAGUAAUCAGGAGGUUGCAACUGCAAAUAUAGCAUGGGCCUCUGUAGCAAUACACCAAGUCCAGGUCUGCCGGGGGCUUGCCAAGCAAACCGAACUGAAUGACUUCCUGCUUGACGUCUCUAAAACCUACUUUGAUAACAUAGUUGCAAUAGAUUCUCUACUUGAACAUAUUAUGAUAUAUGCAAAAAACCUUGUGAGUGCAGAUCGCUGUGCACUGUUCCAGGUUGAUCAAAGCAACAAUGAAUUGUAUUCUGACUUGUUUGAUAUUGGAGAGGAAAACGAAGGGAAACCAGUGUUUAGGAAGACCAAAGAAAUACGGUUUUCGAUAGAGAAAGGGAUUGCUGGACAAGUGGCGCGGACAGGUGAAGUUCUGAACAUUCCUGAUGCCUAUGCAGACCCACGCUUUAACAGAGAGGUGGACCUCUAUACAGGCUACACCACCCGGAAUAUUUUGUGUAUGCCUAUUGUCAGCCGAGGAACAGUAAUAGGAGUGGUGCAGAUGGUAAACAAAUUAAAUGGAAGUGCCUUCUCUAAAACAGAUGAAAACAACUUUAAAAUGUUUGCAGUCUUUUGUGCUUUGGCCUUACACUGUGCUAAUAUGUACCACAGAAUCCGUCACUCUGAAUGCAUUUAUCGGGUGACGAUGGAAAAGCUGUCCUAUCACAGCAUUUGUACGUCAGAGGAAUGGAAGAGUCUUACCAAAGUGACGCUUCCUACCCCGAUGUAUAAGGAAAUUGAACUGUUUCACUUUGAUUUAAGCCCGUUUGAGGACCUUUGGCCGGGUAUUUUUGUCUACAUGGUGCAUAAUUCCUGUGGUAAAAGCAGCUUUGAACUUGAGAAGCUCUGCCGAUUUACUAUGUCCGUGAGAAAAAAUUACCGGCGUGUUCCCUACCAUAAUUGGAAGCAUGCAGUUACGGUGGCACAUUGCAUGUAUGCAAUUCUGCAGAGACACCAGGAUCUUUUUACUGAGCUGGAGAAGAAAGGUCUUCUGGUAGCAUGUCUGUGUCAUGAUUUGGACCACCGGGGCUACAGUAACAGUUACCUGCAGAAGUUUGAUCACCCUCUGGCUGCUCUGUACUCCACAUCCACAAUGGAGCAGCACCAUUUUUCUCAGACUGUCUCAAUACUACAGCUGGAAGGGCACAAUAUUUUCUCCAACCUGACAUCCAGCGAGUAUGAACAGGUGCUCGAGAUCAUUCGAAAGGCCAUUAUUGCCACCGAUUUGGCACUGUACUUUGGUAACAGAAAGCAGUUGGUAGAGCUGUUGACAUCGGGAGUGUUGGAUCUGAACAACCACUCACACAGAGAUCGGGUGAUUGGCCUGAUGAUGACCGCCUGUGAUUUGUGUUCCGUCACAAAGUUGUGGCCUGUUACCAGACUGACGGCAAAUGACAUAUAUGCAGAAUUUUGGGCUGAGGGUGAUGAAAUGAAAAAGAUAGGCAUGCAGCCCAUCCCUAUGAUGGACCGGGACAAGAAGGAUGAAGUUCCCCAGGGACAGGUGGGAUUCUAUAAUGCAGUGGCCAUCCCCUGUUACACGACACUAUCAGAACUGUUUCCUGCAGCCAGCCCCCUAUUGCAAGCUUGCAGGGAUAACCUCAGUCAGUGGGAGAGAUUGGUUCGAGGGGAGGACACCUCUGUGUGGAUUCCAUCCCAGUCUGUCACUGCCGACUCUCCAGAGACCGUUCCUGUGAAAAUAGAUAAUUAAAACGGAAGAUGACAGCCAGAAUAUGACAGUUCCAAAAUGGGGACUCCCUCAGUUCCUGCUUUAGUUCCAAAUCGCGAACACAGCAGACAGAACACUGAUGAGCAAGGUGAAAUAACACACCAAGUUACCUCAUUGGGUGAUGGAAGCCUUUGGACUGAAGGCAUCACCAGGAAGAGCAACUGUAGGAACUGUGAAGAAGUAAAAUGGAACUCAUAAUCAGAUUCUGCCAUGGUCAGUUAUGGUAGUUUGAAGAGAGGUUUGGAUUUUGUUUUUGGUUUUUUUCCUUUUUUUCUCUGGUCUGCAUUUGCUGAGGCCUUAAUUUCAAACUCUGACCAAGACAGGUACUUUCAUGUCUUGCUUCUUACCCUCUAGGGGAUUUACUUAUGGUAUCUGGAGGAUACUUUUUUCUACACUGCUGUUGGCUGGACACUAGCAGUGCAAGCGAGGCAGACAAUGAAGCCAGAAAGAUGACAAGAUGACGCACUUAAAACAGUGCCAAGGUUACUGUGUAUCUGUAAUCUAUGAACGAGAGAUGGUAGAGGGAAAACUUUACUUGAAUAAAACACAGCCUAUUAUUGUUAGGGAGGUGAAUAAGUGUCCGGGAGUGAGGGAAUGAAAUCCGCACUGCAGAUGGACAGGACACAACUGCUAGGCUUGUUGCAUCCUUACUUGCUGGGAAGUGUAUACAAUGCUGAGGGCUGCUUUACAUCAUUAAGGUGUGCUUUUUAUGUUUAUCAGCCAAACAAGUAGACGGCAUACAUCAAUACGAAGUAGCCAUGUUCACAGGAGCCGAAGCGGGCAGCAUAGAAGUUCCCUAGUGUGAUCCAGCCAUUGUUUUUGGGUGCGGGAUUGCUGUCUCCCAGCCCGAUUAGCAUACCCUUAGGUCUAGUCCCGUACUUCUAAUGGCCGCUCCACAUAUUGUAUGGAGAGGCUUUGGAAAGAAGGCUCUGUGCUUACCACAUCUGGGAGUUUGACUGCAGACGGUGGGAAAAGUGGACAGGAGGGAGCAGGUGCUUCUGCAGUGCUAUGCGCAAUAUUAGUCUCGGAGGUAAUAAACUUUUUAAAUACCACUUGAGUUAAAUUUGAAAAGAAAAUUUUCCAAAACCGAGCAAUGGAACAAUGCCCCUCAUGUCAAGUGUCAAGUGUGCUAAUGGAGUAGGUUGGCUGAGAAAUUGAAGGGCUAUAUUUUUGGUAUCUUCUCAUGAGCUGAAUUAAAUUUUGAAUGGAUAUUUGUUACUAGGAUAUAUUUUACAUGGCAGGAAUUUCGUUUUUUGUUUUGUUUUUUUCGUUUGUUUUCGGUACGGAUGCCAAACUUGGUGAAGUGGGUGGGGGUGGUUUAGAAUGCACUAUUCUGACAUUGAUGAAACUAUGCAUAGGCAAUUUAUUAUAAAAUAUAUUGCUUUUUAUGGCAUCUACUGAGAUUUGUCAUUACCUACUUUUGCACAUACCAAAACGAAUCACGCUGGAGUACGGGCUGAACUCGGUCAGGUUUUGGUUGCCUUUUUUGAAUGAUCUUUGCAUGUAAGCAGUUGCUCAACAGUUUCACUCCAUUUGCAGAUCACAAAGCUCAAGGCAAUCUGGGAUUUUAAGCUACUGAUAGCCGUAGGGGGUAAAGAUUACACUUUGUUUACAACUGGUUUUAUUCACGCCCUGAAUUAUCUAAUGUAGUAUUUAGUUAAUUAGAUACCUGACCCAAUUCUAUUUUUGAUAAGUUAUUUAUGAAAUAUUCUGCUUUCAGAAGGCUAGUUUCAAACUCCCCGUAAUGAAUACAUUAUCACCCUACAGUUGUAUUAGAAAUAUUUCUAUUAGUCCUGUCAUAUCUAAAUACAUAUUUUUGCACCGGUAUUUUAAGAACUGUGUUGGAGUUUUAAUACUGUUAAGCCUCACUAGAAACUUGGUAGAGCUGCUGGUACAAAAUGGUCUAAAUAUGUUGGGGUGCUGAACGCAGGUGAAGGUGGUGACCGCCGAGUGUGCAGUGGUAAUCAGCCAGGGCAGCAUGGCAAUGUGGUGAUGGGCAUCACAAAUGGGAGUCCUGGCUUUGAACCCCGGCUCGGUGACCUGUGUGGGUGCCACUCACGUGUUCGCCUCAGUUCAGCCACAUCCCAGUGCUGUGUCAUAGGUGGCCUAGCGACUUUAGCAAAUUGUCUUAGUGACCGUCUGCCAUCUCUGCCAAUGUGGAUUCCUGCCUUGCGCCCAGUGCAGCUCUCACAAGUCUGUAUUGAAAAUGAAUGACUUUCAUCUAAAACACUCCUUUUAUAUUUCAUUUUUAGAGCAAUACCACCCCUUUUUAUUAAAAAUAAAAAAGCUCAGCGGUUUUAAGCUUAAGCUAAAGUCACCUUUUUUCUUGCUGUAACUUCACCCAAUAUGCCUCUUAUGAGACAAUCACUUCAGUUUAGAAUUAUUAAUGAUCACGUAAUCCAGUAACAUCCUGCACUAUGCACUACACAUUACUGUAUAUCCUGUAAUAGGGUGGCAUGGUGGCACAUCCUUGGCUUGAAUUCCAUGCCAGGUUGUUUUCCAACCCGAGUACACACGGCCACCCCAUAUCUCUGCCGUUUUUCCUCCCACAGUUCCAAAGACUUACUGGUUAGAUUGAUUGCCAGUUCCAGAUUGGCGCUGUGUAGAUGUGUGUGGCCCUGUGACCCAAAGCUACUUUCGGCCUUGCACCCUGUGCUGCUGGGAUAGGAUCUGACCUCUGGCAGGUCUGAGAACGUUCUGACUAUCCAAUAGUUAGUGAAUUUUGAAUGUUUUUCAUCAUCAAUUGUAAUUCUUCAAUCUUCAUACCGUAUUCAUUUGUCCAGUCAGUCUCUGGGCUGGCUGGCUUUGUCUAUUGCAGGAUCAUCAGGAGUCGAAGCUGUUCUCAUUUUGGACAACGCAGCAGACUGUUAGGUUAAUUCUGGAAGUUUCCGGAUGUUAGGGUUGGUUUUCUAAAACAGAUAUUUAAGGCAGUGUCGCUGUGAGCUGAGGAGACACAUUAACUGAUCUACCUUGUGAUGGUUGGAUUGAGAAGAACCAUACUUUGGGACCUGGCACUGGCAUGCUUUAUAUAGAUUUCUGUCUAGACUAUCAAAGUUGCUGCACAAAGCACACAUUUCUCUUUCAGCAACAUCUGUAGAUACGAGAAUAUGGCUGACCAGUGAUUCUGUGAUUCUGAAAACUGCGCCAAGUAGGCACACUACUGUGUCAAACAGAGCUUGGCAGUGCUGCUUCCUGUGCAUCUGUAUGCAUAUAAAAUACUACGGUUUGUGUCCGUCUGUCACACAAUUACUCACAAAUCACCAGAACCAAAACCUUGAUCUUGGUCUUAAUCGAAAGCUUAUGACAUGAUACGCAUUGAUGAUUAAAAAAAA